AUGGCAGCCCAAAAUUCGCCCGACGACUGGUCCCUGUACCCAUAUCAGCCAAAUCAUGCUGCGCCAAUAGCCUUCGCCAUCCUGUUAACACUGCUGGCAGCUGGUCAACUAUACCUUUCCUUCUUCAAACACCAUUGGAAAUAUUUCGGAUGGACAAUGACCUGGGCAUCAACCGUCUGGAUCGCGGGUUUCAUCUGCCGCAGCAUUUCAAUCCACAACGUCCAGAACAUCAACCUCUUCAUCGCGCAAUACGUUCUGGUUCUGAUGGGCCCACCGCUGUUCUCAGCCGCCGAGUACUUCAUCCUGAGUCGCUUGCUGUCGUAUCUGCCCUACCACACACCGAUCCAUCCGGGACGCGUACUCAGCACCUUCUUCAUGCUCAGCACGGUGGUCGAAACGCUUACAGCGUCUGGAGCUGCGAAUAGUGUCGGCGCCGAUCGAUCUCCUUCACAGCGGAGUGUCGGACUGGAUCUGCUCAAGGCGGCUUUGAUCCUUCAAUGCUUCGUUGAAGUCUUCUUCAUGUCGCUCGUGGUCUUGCUGGAGUAUCGCUGCCGCAAAGCCAAGCGCUUCCCACUGCACGUCCGAAAGGUCUGCUAUGUACUUUACACGACCAGCUUCAUGAUCCUGGUCCGUUGUAUCGUUCGAACAAUCGAGGGCUUCGAGGCUGCUUCUUGUGACCCCAAGGAAGGAUACUGCGGAACUGUCUCUCGAAACGAAUGGUUUCUCUGGACUUUUGAAGUCGCAAACAUUACUCUGUUCAUCGUGGUACUUCUCAUAUGCCACCCGGGUCGAUAUUUACCCAAUAGGAGUGAAGUAUACUUGGACUAUGAUGGAAGUAUGGAGAGAAUUGGGCCCGGCUUUUCGAAAGCUAGUAGGAGACCAUUCUGCAUGACGGUCUUUGAUCCUUUCAAUCUGCAAGGCAUUGUUACUGGGAAAGGCCUGGCCGUCGAGAAAUUCUGGGAGGAACAUCAACCUAUCUACACCAAGGAAUGA
This is a messenger RNA of Ramularia collo-cygni, 993 nucleotides long. RefSeq names its product related to RTA1 domain protein. The transcript has a single exon. Lineage: Eukaryota; Fungi; Ascomycota; Dothideomycetes; Mycosphaerellales; Mycosphaerellaceae. Gene Ontology annotation, cellular component: membrane. The record is from RefSeq and is a predicted model, not a curated record. The coding region runs from base 1 to 993 and encodes 330 amino acids.